GUAUCAAAGAACUAGUUUCCAAAACUAUCAAGUGACGGAGCACAUUUCAAAGGCAGUUUCAUUUGCUAAAAUCCUGCCAGUGACCAGCACAAUGGACCCAUUGCGACGAAAUCCCCUCCUGGAAGUGACCAAGUGCGAUAUGUGCCCCAAUUUGGUGUACCAUUUUCCCACCGGAUUGUGUGUCCGCUGCUUGACUCUUUUGACCGGAAAGAAACAACCUGACGGAAUGAGAUCCACUGUGGACCAAUCGAAGGCCAUCCUUGUUGACAUGGCCCGCAGUUCGGAUGGCCAGGAUCAGGGCCAAAUGGAUCCCGCGUUCCAACGCGUGAUUGCGGAGAUCCGGAUGCAGCGACAGCAGAAAAUUGAGCUGUUCCAGACGAUACGCCACCAAUUCCAGCUCUCGGUACUCACCGCUCCCUUCCACGACACAAAUCCCAAGUACGAGGUCAAGGAGGACUACUGGAAUGUGUCGGAUAUCGUCGAUCAGGACACCCUGAUGUUUCAGCACGAAGUCGACCUGCUUGGAGAUAUUCCACAAACGUCUUCCGGGGACUUUUUUCAAGGAAACAAUGAAAAGCGCGAAAAUAGAAAAAGAAAAUUGUAACUAUGAUCCACUUUUAAAGCAAAGUAUACAAAUUUUUAGGAAAUAUACAUUUAUAAAAUAAA
This is a messenger RNA of Drosophila yakuba, 666 nucleotides long. RefSeq lists its product as uncharacterized. The transcript has a single exon. The record is from RefSeq and is a predicted model, not a curated record. NCBI's taxonomy places the organism in Eukaryota, Metazoa, Arthropoda, Insecta, Diptera, Drosophilidae. The coding region runs from base 92 to 604 and encodes 170 amino acids.